ACCGUGAGAGCCUGAGAGAGUGAGAGCUAGCUAGCUCACUGUGGUUUUUCCAAGAUCCAUUGCCGCCCUUGCCGGUGCCGCUGCCGGGCGUCCGUCCGUCCGUCGACACGAUGCUUCCCGGUGCAGUUGUUGUUGGAGCAGCAGGCGGUGGUGGUGGUGCGCCGGGGCACGUGCGCGCGGCGGCCAGGGCUACCCUCAUCCCCGGCUUGGCGGUGGCCGCCAUGGGCCUCUUCUUCGCCGCCACCGUCAACCCCGGCGACUUCCACGCCCAGGUCGAGCACGCGGCGGCGCCGGCCGCGUACGGCGGGCAGCCCCAGCAGCGCUGCGAGGCCACGGAGGCGGAGGCCCUGGACCUGCGCGCGACGGCGCUGGUGCUGGUACUCACGGGCGCGGCGCAGGCGAUGCUGGCCGCGGCGGCCGGCGUGGCCUUGGCGGCGGGGUCCCUGUCCCUCCAGUGUGUAGGCCGGUUCCUCGCCCUCAUCGCGCACUUCUUCGCCCCCGCGAACGCCUGCUUCCUCUACUCUGUCCUCCAGGGGGUGGCGGUCGCCGUCGUCGGGCACUGCGCCGACGGAUACAACCUCAACUUCACCAUUGUCUGCGUCCUCGCCGGCGUGUCAUACGGCGUGCUGUUCGUGGUGAGCUUCUUAGUCACCGUCUGCGGAGGGAUCUGCCAGUCUGCCACAGUGCCACUGAUCCCCUCUAGCUUAGUUUAUCUUAGCUUAGCUUUGCUAGCUUGCAGCAUCUAUUUUCUUCUACCUAGCACUGCCGGCCACUACUACACUUAGCGAGCUCGCAGCAUCUAUCUUCUAGAGUACGUACUACUACCUCGCAGUACUAAACCAUCCAUGGAUCUUAAUUGGUGAUUAAUUUGUAUGCUUACUACUAUUAGUGCGAUGAUCGAGAUGGGAUCAAUUAUUAACGCGCGCGCGUGU
Molecule: messenger RNA, 932 nt
Organism: Triticum aestivum (bread wheat)
Lineage: Eukaryota; Viridiplantae; Streptophyta; Magnoliopsida; Poales; Poaceae
Exons: 2
Coding region: 111-785 (224 amino acids)
Source: RefSeq, a predicted model, not a curated record